AUUUUGUACAUUUUCUACGUAACCAACAAAUGGUGUCGAGUUUCAUUUCUGAAGAAACUUAUUCGUCUUUUGUCGACUGCUUUGUGACAUUAAAAGGUUAUUUCGCGUUCAGUGUCCUUAACGAAAGAGAGAAACUUCGUGUCGUUGGUUCGGAAGCUAAAGACAGUGAUCAACCAGUUCUCCCUAUUUACGAUUAUUCUUCGGACAAGAACACUCUCGACCGACCACACUUUGACUGCUUGUUCAAUCAAGUUCCGUGUCAGUUUUUUUUUCAUAGCGCAAAUGGAGCCUCCACCCCCUAAUGAGCUUCUGAAGAAGUUACUAGAGCUAGAGCAAAGCCACGAGCAUCUAAAGCAGCAGAUGUCUAGGCUCAAGAUAUCCACGGACCUUACUCAGCCGGUGAGGGGAAACAUCGGCGAGGGAGAUCCUACGAGGAGGAAAAGCGUCCCCGCCUCCUCGUUUCAGAAGCAGAAACGUAUACAAGAUUCGAUCAACUUGAGAGAUGGAGUAGGUGGAAGAGGGACAAGACCAUCGGCUGGAAAGUUCACGAAUAAACAGUAUCUUAAUAUCCUGCAGUCGAUUUCACAAUCUGUUCAUGUCUUCGAUCUAAAUAUGCAAAUAAUCUUUUGGAAUGCCAUGUCUGAAAAGAUUUAUGGGCACACAGCUGAAGAAGUAGUUGGGAAGAACCCAAUAGAUGUUCUGGUAGAUGGACGAGAUGCUCCUUUUGCUAUGAACAUUGCUCAGCGUUGUGUCAGUGGAGAGAGCUGGACCGGCGAGUUUCCUGUCAAGAGCAAAUCAGGGGAGAGAAUUUUAGCUGUCACUACAUGUUCCCCCUUCUACGAUGAUGACGGUUCUCUGGUUGGUAUCAUUUCCAUCACAAGUAACACAGAACCUUAUCUUCACCCGAGACUCCCUUUGGCUACAUUAAAGGCCAAAGAAGAUGAAACGAAUUCUAGCACUGGAAGGAAUAGUUUCGCCUCUAGACUUGGUUUUGGAACCAAAGAAGCUGGUCUUGACUCUCAUCAGUCUAUACAAGCUGCCAUAACAUCAAAGAUAUCAGAUCUGGCAUCCAAGGUGAGCAACAAGGUCAAGUCAAAAUUGCGAGUAGGUGACAGUAGUGCUACACUCUGUGACAGGGUCUGCGGUGCUACUCUCUCUGACAACAGCGACGAUCCAUCAUCAUCAAGUAGUGCCAGCAUACAAAGAGUGGAUCUUAUCUAUCCUCCUUUUGGUGUAUUCUCAUGUGAUGAAGAGGCUGCAACCCCUAAGAUUUGUACCUCAGAGGCUGACCAUGAAGUUUCAAAAGGAAAGCCAGGUCAUUCUGGAUGGCCUUGGUCACAGAAUCAACAUAUUAAUCCGUUUUGUGAUGUUAACCCUGGAAGCGAUUCCUCUGAUAGUAGUAAGGGAGGUAAUAACGAGGCUUCUAGUAUGUGGUCUUCCUCUAUAAAUGCAAACAGCACACGCAGCACUAGUACCUGUGGAAGUGCCAGCAGCAGUGGUAUAAACAAGGCUGAUACUGAUAGUGAAUAUGAAAUUUUAUGGGAUGAUUUGACAAUCGGAGAAGAUAUCGGACGAGGUUCAUGUGGAACUGUCUAUCACAGUCUGUGGUUUGGAUCUGAUGUAGCAGUAAAAGUGUUCUCCAAGCAAGAGUAUUCAAAAGAGGUUAUGCAAUCUUUUAGACAAGAGGUAUCGCUGAUGAGAAGACUUAGACAUCCUAAUGUACUGCUCUUUAUGGGAGCAGUGACUUCACCUCCACGCCUCUGUAUAGUGUCAGAGUUCCUUCCACGUGGAAGUCUCUUCCUUCUACUACGGAGGAGCACAUUAAACCUGAAUUGGAAGCGGCGUAUUAAUAUGGCCUUGGACAUUGCUCGCGGUAUGAACUAUCUUCAUUGUUGUAGUCCACCCAUCAUCCAUCGUGACUUGAAGUCGUCAAAUCUGCUGGUAGACAGGAACUGGACUGUUAAGGUAGCUGACUUUGGUCUUUCGCGUAUCAAACAUGAAACCUACCUGACCUCCAAGUCCGGGAAGGGCACGCCUCAAUGGAUGGCACCAGAAGUGCUUCGAAAUGAGUCUGCUGAUGAAAAGUCUGACAUUUACAGCUUUGGAGUAGUACUAUGGGAGCUUGCUACAGGGAGGAUCCCAUGGGAAACUCUCAACUCUAUGCAGGUGAUAGGAGCUGUGGGGUUCAUGAACCAGAGGCUCGAGAUUCCAAAGGACAUUGAUCCUCGUUGGAUCUCGUUAAUAGAGAGCUGUUGGCACAGCGAUACGAAGCUGAGACCUACUUUCCAAGAACUGAUGGAGGAACUAAGAGACUUGCAAAGAAAGUAUGCUAUACAGUUCCAAGCUACAUGUUCUAGGUUACUUGAUAACCCUCUUCUCCAGGACAACUAAGACAAAAACAACUUUUAGUUCCAAAACGCGAGUAUCUGUUCAAAGGAAGUUAGUUACAUAAACUGUGUGUGGAACCAUGCUUUUCUGGUGUGUCAUUGAACAAAAGGUUAUGGCGUGGGAGAUGUCAUUUCUAUCCUAUAGUUCAAAGGUAGUCUUCUUCUUGCUGUACCAAACUCAUUUGUGGUUACAUAUCUUUUGUUCCUCCUUUCAUGUCGUAACAGGGAUGUUGAGUACUAUUAGCUAGUGAGACGGACCAACUCUGCGCUCUUGACAUCUUGAGCAGCAGAACAUUAUCUUGUGGGAUUCUUUUCUAACAUCUUUAUGUGGAUCUUUGUAGGAUGAAGAGCAGAGACAACAGAUUUGAGAUGCAUCAGAAAUUUGAAGUGUCUGAACUCUUCAGUGAAGUACAUGGAAUACGUAGUCCGAGUAGAGACAUGCAUAAUCUCCAAAGCCAACAAAGUAGUUAGUCUGAAGCAGUUAUUAGAGUCUUGUGCACAAAGUAGUAAGAAUCAUUAAUCACUUGUUUUGGAGGCUUUUUGGUGUCUUUGUAUAGUUACUUUGUUCUUAAUAUCAUCCAUGUGUUUUUGUUGUGAUUUCACUUUAACUUUCUGGUCAUUACAUCAAAGUCCCCCAUUUGAAUCUUGUAAUUUUUUAUAGAUACCAGUAACUGUAAACCGAUAAUAUUCAAAUACUAAA
Raphanus sativus (radish) is the source of this 3087-nucleotide messenger RNA. RefSeq lists its product as uncharacterized. The transcript is spliced from 13 exons. Gene Ontology annotation, molecular function: ATP binding; protein kinase activity. The record is from RefSeq and is a predicted model, not a curated record. NCBI's taxonomy places the organism in Eukaryota, Viridiplantae, Streptophyta, Magnoliopsida, Brassicales, Brassicaceae. Bases 283 to 2391 code for a protein of 702 amino acids. Gene Ontology annotation, biological process: protein phosphorylation; regulation of DNA-templated transcription.